AGAUGAGCGGGAUCCACAACGAGAAAAAGAAAAGAACAAAACGAGAAUGUUUGAUGGCUGAAGCCGAUCGAAGUCAUCCAAAUGUUGGAUCCGAGUACCAUCCUCCACCGUACAUUGUUGAACGAGUCCCCGUCGGGACUUUCCCCGAAACUAAGGGGAUUCGUUUUCGCCCAACUUUCUCGACCUCCGACCCAGCUGAUCCUGCUCUACCACCCUCCACUGACGCUAAAGGUUUUUGCAAGAAACGAGACGAAAAUUCACCCCUCGAUCACUCACAAAGAGAAGCGAAAGCGAUCAAAGCGACUCCAAUAAAUAUAAGUUUCAUCUUUGCUGAUCCGGUUGCCAAAAUUCCUGGGUUACAUCAAUAA
This is a messenger RNA of Puccinia graminis f. sp. tritici CRL 75-36-700-3, 368 nucleotides long. RefSeq lists its product as uncharacterized. The record is from RefSeq and is a predicted model, not a curated record. The annotation marks the transcript as partial. NCBI's taxonomy places the organism in Eukaryota, Fungi, Basidiomycota, Pucciniomycetes, Pucciniales, Pucciniaceae. The transcript is spliced from 2 exons.